AUGUGUCCCAUUACCCCACCUGAUGUCCGUGAGGAAUUAGUCAAACAGAAGCUGUUUGUUGAGCAUAAAAAUAUCGGCUGGCUGACAAUCGUGGGCGCUGUUCGAAAAAUCCCCGUUAAUCAUACGCCUGAAGUCUCACUUCUGGAGAGUUCCCUCACUACUGGGAGUACCAUCCUAUCGCUCUUCCUGUUAAAAAUGGUAACAGAUAAAGCUCGAAAGAUUACCGGCCCAUUACCAUACAACUAA
This is a messenger RNA of Opisthorchis viverrini, 246 nucleotides long. RefSeq lists its product as hypothetical. The record is from RefSeq and is a predicted model, not a curated record. The transcript has a single exon. NCBI's taxonomy places the organism in Eukaryota, Metazoa, Platyhelminthes, Trematoda, Opisthorchiida, Opisthorchiidae. Bases 1 to 246 code for a protein of 81 amino acids.